Messenger RNA from Exophiala spinifera, 1062 nucleotides. Its product is annotated as guanine nucleotide-binding protein alpha-1 subunit. Gene Ontology annotation, molecular function: GTP binding; G protein-coupled receptor binding; GTPase activity. The record is from RefSeq and is a predicted model, not a curated record. Gene Ontology annotation, cellular component: heterotrimeric G-protein complex. The coding region runs from base 1 to 1062 and encodes 353 amino acids. Gene Ontology annotation, biological process: G protein-coupled receptor signaling pathway. The transcript is spliced from 5 exons. Lineage: Eukaryota; Fungi; Ascomycota; Eurotiomycetes; Chaetothyriales; Herpotrichiellaceae.
AUGGGGUGUGGUGCAAGCAAGGAAGAUACGGCCGGAAAGGCGAGGAACGAUGAAAUUGACAACCAGCUGAAACGAGAUAAGAUGGCGCAGCGUAAUGAGAUCAAGAUGCUGUUGCUGGGUGCUGGUGAAUCAGGGAAAUCCACCAUCCUCAAGCAAAUGAAACUCAUUCACGAGGGAGGAUACUCGCGCGACGAACGGGAGUCGUUCAAGGAAAUCAUCUUUUCCAAUACCGUUCAGUCGAUGCGAGUCAUCCUAGAGGCUAUGGAGUCCCUCGAGCUACCUCUCGACGAUCAACGAGCCGAAUACCAUGUCCAAACAAUUUUCAUGCAGCCGCCGCAGAUAGAAGGCGAGAGCCUUCCCCCGGAGGUCGGCGCAGCGAUCAAAGCUCUGUGGCAUGAUGCCGGCGUUCAAGAAUGCUUCAAGCGGUCGAGAGAAUACCAACUCAACGAUUCUGCACGAUACUACUUUGACUCGAUCGACCGUAUUGCCGCACAUGAUUACCUGCCGAACGAUCAAGACGUUCUUCGAUCUCGCGUCAAGACCACCGGUAUCACUGAGACGACCUUCAUCAUUCAAGACCUGACAUACCGCAUGUUCGAUGUGGGAGGACAACGAUCCGAGCGAAAGAAGUGGAUUCAUUGUUUCGAAAAUGUGACAACCAUCCUAUUCUUGGUCGCCAUCUCCGAAUAUGAUCAAUUACUCUUUGAAGAUGAGACUGUCAACAGAAUGCAAGAAGCAUUGACCCUCUUCGACAGCAUUUGCAACUCGAGAUGGUUCAUCAAGACCAGCAUAAUCUUGUUCUUGAACAAGAUUGACAGGUUCAAGGAGAAGCUCCCUGUGAGCCCCAUGCAAAACUACUUUCCAGACUACGAAGGAGGUCCCGAUUAUGCUGCGGCAUGCGACUACAUCUUGAACAGAUUCGUGUCACUUAACCAGGCCGAAACGAAACAAAUCUACACCCACUUCACCUGCGCCACCGACACCACUCAGAUUCGGUUUGUCAUGGGUGCUGUCAAUGAUAUCAUCAUCCAGGAAAACCUGCGCAUGUGCGGUCUCAUCUGA